Molecule: messenger RNA, 3189 nt
Organism: Dictyostelium discoideum AX4
Lineage: Eukaryota; Evosea; Eumycetozoa; Dictyosteliales; Dictyosteliaceae
Gene: rsc12
Exons: 1
Coding region: 1-3189 (1062 amino acids)
Source: RefSeq, a predicted model, not a curated record
AUGUAUUAUCGUAAAUUUGUAUUCCUUUUAUUAACACUUUGUGUUUUUGGUCAAAGUUUUGUCCAAUCCCGUACUGUAACACUUGAUGGAACUUCUUGUGGUAAAUGCCAAUUGGAGUCAAUGAUUUCAUCAUUAGCUGGUGGUGCUUUAAGCUCACUUGAUGAUGUUGUUAUCAAAGGUGUCCCAAAUGCUGUCUACACAAUCGCAAAACCAGUUCUCUGUCGUGCAAUGAAUAUUACAAGUGGUACUGUCAAUUUAGCAUCAACUAUUGAUUUAAGAGGUAACUUAUGGAUUGCAUCAGGUGCAAGCAUGAUCAUCACUGGUGCCAUUAAAAGUGUUUCCAAUGUUUUCGUCACUGUUGAUGGUAUCGUUACAGUUAGAGGUGGUGCAUCUUUAAUUGCCAACUUAAACGUUAAUGGUAAAUUAAAUAUUGAAGCAGGUUCAUUGACUGUCAAUGGUUUCAUUGCAAGUGCAACUGCCUUACCAAUUGUUUCAGGUGCAGGUCAAUUAAUCAACAAUGGUAAAUGUAUUUAUAAUGCAGUCCCAACCAUCCUUGGAACUGGUCAAUUCAUUGUCAAUGGUGCCACUCAAUUAUCAAAAGGUAUCACUUGUCAAGACAAAGCAAUCCUCUCCAUUGCAUCAAAAGCAACUGUUGAUAUCCUUGCCAACUCAAUCUUUGCCGCUCCAAUUGCAAUUGCAAGCAAUGCUGAAAUUAAAUUAACCAGUGGUAACCAUGUAUUCAAUGGUGUAAAUGGUGCAACCAACUCCAUCAUGACCAUCGUAAAUGGUGCAGUCUCAUUAAAUGCCCCAAGUACCUGUCACACUGUUGACCUCACUGGUGCUGGUUCAAUCUUAGUUAACUCCAACUCUGUCAUCAACACAAUUAAAGCCGCAGCAACUGCUCAAGUUAACGUUGCCAAAGCUGGUCUCCUCAACAUUAAUGGUAUUGCUGAUAUUAAAGCCAUCCUCAACUUAAAAGAUACUGCCAACGUUGUCGUCGCUGCCAAAGCCACUGCUAACCUCUUAGGUGGUGUUAAUGCUAUUGCUCAAUCACAAAUUCAAGCUAUGGAUAGCUCUAUCCUCAACAUGGGUAAAACCUGUACUCUCUCACAACCAAUCAUCAUGGGUAAACAAGCUGUUAUGAACGCAAUGGAAGGUACUCACUCAUGGACUCAAGGUAUCACCUCCCAAGUUAACUCUAUCAUCAACAUCGGUUCAAAAUCAAAUAUCAUCGCCAACAAAGAUUGUAAAUUCGGUAUCCUCAACCUUGCAACUGGUUCAAAUGUAAACAUCAACUCUGGUACAACCAUCGUCCAAGGUGCCCUCACAACUGCUUCAAACUCUGCCCUCGCUGUUACCAACGCUGUCCUCAACUUAAAAGCAACCUCUGUUAUUAAAUCUGCCUUAUCCAUCAAUGCUCAAGCAAAAGCAAUCUUUGAUAGCAAAGUUGACCUCUUAGCCGGUAUCACCACUCAUAUUGAUUCAACCAUCGAUAUUAACCAUAACGUAAACAUCUUAGCUUCAUCCACAAUUAAAUCUGUCACUAACCUCAAUGCCAAUGGUCUCUUAGUAUUCGGUGGUUCAAAAGGUGUUAGUCACUCUUGCUCUGGUGAUAUCACUUCUGAUGCCAAAUCAACCCUCAAUGUUGUUGCUGGUGCUAUUCUCCAUCUCGAUGGUGAUGCAGUUCUUGCUGGUACUCAUAAAUUAGUUGAUGGUUCACAAAUCAUUGUAAACGGUAAUGCUAAUAUCAUCUCUGGUUUAACCUCAACUGGUUCAGCUCUUUCUCACUUUACUGUUGGUCCAACUGGUAGCUGUGUCCUCGGUAAUACCCCAAUGCCAACUCUCCCAUCAUUCCCAACCAUCCCAGGUUUCCCAUCAUUCCCAUCUGCUUCUCAAAAAUCAUGGAGUCAUCACGGUCACUCAAAUAAUGGUAACAACGGUAACAACGGUAACAAUGGUAACAAUGGUAACAAUGGUAACAACGGUAACAACGGUAACAACGGUAACAACAACGGUAAUAACGGUAAUAACGGUAAUAACGGUAACAACGGUAACAAUGGUAACAACGGUAACAAUGGUAACAAUGGUAACAAUGGUAACAAUGGUAACAACGGUAAUAACGGUAACAAUGGUCAAUCAUCAGGUUCAAACCAAAUGCCAUCAAGCACUAUUUCAUUCCCAUCAUCUGGUUCAGCAUCAUCUGGUUCAUUCCCAUCAUCAUCAACUGGUUCAAACCAAAUGCCAUCAAGCACUAUUUCAUUCCCAUCAUCUGGUUCAGCCUCAUCUGGUUCAUUCCCAUCAUCUGGUUCAGCUUCAUCUGGUUCAUUCCCAUCAUCUGGUUCAUCAAACAAUGGUCAAACCUCAGGAAAAUCAACCACCACAACUACUACUACUUCCUCAAGCUCAUCAUCAAGCUCAAUUACAAAUAUCAAUGGUAAUGUUAUCAUCCAAACUGGUGGUUCAUUAGAUGUUUUGGGUAAAUGUAAUGUUGGUUCAACUGUUCAAAACUUAGGUUCAUUAACCCUCACUCAACCAAUGGUCAUUGCAGGUAAUGCCUUCACUCAAACAAGUGCUACUGCCGUCUUAAAUAUGGUCGCUGGUGGUUCAAUUGAAUCAAAAGUUAUUGAUUUCACUCAUGGUACCAUUCAAGGUGUUGGUGCUCUUAAAUGUGGUACUUGUAACUUUGCCAAUAAGAUCGCUGCUAACCUCAACAUUGUUGGUAACGUUAAAAUGGCCGCAACUGCAACUGUCUAUGCAAACAUUGAUGCUUUAAUGUCAAUCACCACCUCAACCCAAACCUCAAUCUCUCAAUCAUCAACCAAGACUGUCAACGGUAAGACCACCACUCAAUCAUCAUCAAGCUCAUCAUCAUCCAUCUCUAAACAAUUCGUUCCAAUGAUCGUUUGUUCAGGUACUGCUGAUGUUGCUGGUAACCUCAAUGUCGUUGCCUCAGAAGCCAAUCAAGCUAAAAUUGCCUCUGGUACUGUAUUCAAAUUCAUCUCAGCCCCAGUUGUUAAAGGUAAUGUCUCCUCAGUUAGCUGUCUCACCUCAAGCACUGCUGCUGCUGCUCAACAAGCUGCCGGUGCUGCUGCUGCUGCUGCCCAAAAAGCUGCUAUGGCUGCUGCCUCUAAAGUUUGGUCAAUUGUAAAUUCACCAUGUAACUGUGAAUGUGGAUUGAAGAGAUUAUAA